Molecule: messenger RNA, 1779 nt
Organism: Cuculus canorus (common cuckoo)
Lineage: Eukaryota; Metazoa; Chordata; Aves; Cuculiformes; Cuculidae
Gene: FOXS1
Product: forkhead box S1
Exons: 1
Coding region: 53-1747 (564 amino acids)
Biological process (GO): cell differentiation; anatomical structure morphogenesis; regulation of transcription by RNA polymerase II
Molecular function (GO): DNA-binding transcription factor activity, RNA polymerase II-specific; RNA polymerase II cis-regulatory region sequence-specific DNA binding
Source: RefSeq, a predicted model, not a curated record
GGCACAAGCCCGGGCUGGGCAAGGGGCCUGAGGCACUGGGGUGGGCACGGGGAUGGGGGAGCUGAGGGCUGGCAGCUCAGCCCCUGCUAUCCGCAGGGCAGGGCAGGAUGAGACCCAGGUCGUGGGAACCUCCCGUGGGAAGAGGGGAGCUAAGGGCUGUGCCUGGGGCUUGGCCAUGCCCGGAGCCGCUGGCUGCUGGCCGCAGGCGUUGGCGGCGUGUCUGUCCGUCUGUUCGCCUGUCUGUCCGUCCACAGGGACCAGCGCUGGACGCUGGAGCCCCGCUCCGCCCUGGGCGGCCCUGCAGAGGAGGGGCUCACCGCCCCCUCGCCGGCGGGUUUUAACAGGCCGUGCUGGGGUUGCACAGCAGAGCGGGAACGGCAGCGAAGCGGGACGGCUGCGGCUGGACAGUAGGAUGCAGACAGACAUCCCCGUCGGCGACACAGUGCUGCGCAGCCCACUGGCCCCUGAGCUGACCAAUGGCCCCUUCACUGGCCCCGAGGCCACCAAGCCACCCUACAGCUACAUCGCCCUUAUCACCAUGGCCAUCCAGAGCGCACCCGAGAAGCGCAUCACCCUGAGUGGCAUCUACCGCUACAUCAUGGGCCGCUUCACCUUCUACCGUGAGAACAAGCAGGGCUGGCAGAACAGCAUCCGCCACAACCUCUCUCUUAACGAAUGCUUCGUCAAGGUGCCCCGUGAUGGCAAGAAGCCGGGCAAGGGCAACUACUGGACCCUGGACCCUGACUGCUACAACAUGUUCGAGAAUGGCAGCUUCUUGCGGCGCCGCCGACGCUUCACCAGGAAGAGAGUUCUCAGGGAUGUGCCAGGCACCAAGGGGGACGAGGGGCGCGGGAAGCCCACCAGGCACCGGGCACGAGGGCUGCCUGCUGCCCUACUGCCUGAGGAGGGGAAGGCAGAGGGGGGCUACGCCUCGCCGGUGGCCACGGGGCGCCUGCCGAGCCCCGCCACACUGCCUGAGGGCACCGGGGUGCCAGGCGAGCCCUGCGCCCAGCGGCAACCGCCCAAAGGCAGGCAGCCCUGCCUGUACCUGCCGGACACAGUGCAGCCCAAGGGGCCGUUCUUCACGCCCCUCGAGAGCCACCCACCCAAGGAGACUGUCUUCGGGGGUCUCCCGGCAGCGCUGCAGCUGCCCCGGCCAGGUCAGUACCCUCUGCCCAGCGAGCGCCCGGCUCCGCACCCUGCUCUGCUGCCCACCUUGCUGCCCACCCAGCCCAGGGAGCCCCCGCAGGGCUCUCCGGUGCCCCCGGGCACCCCCCCGGCACAGCUGGAGGCCGAGGAGUUGCCUGUGCCUGGGCUGGGGCUGGGCCAGCCCUUUGGGCAGGUGCCCCCCACAUUCGCUGGCACCCUCCUGGGCACGGGCAAGCCCCCCUCAUCCUGCUUCUUGGAGGGAGAGGGGUAUGUGCAGCCGCCCCUGCCUGUUUUUGGCUCCUUCAGCCACCCGGGGCCCGAGGCACUGGGCAGCAGCUACCAGUGCCGCGUGCAGGCGCUGAGCUUCUGCGUGAAGGAGCGGCCGUGCGGCACAGCGCUGGAGCAUCUCCUGGCCACAGCCCCCCCAGGCCCCGCUGCCCCCCGCCAGCCAUCCUUCGGGGCUGUGGGGCCACGGGCCAGCGAGCAGAAAGAGCCAUGGGGGCCGGGGGGCGCGAUCCCACUGCAGGGGGGCAGUGGCUACUCCCUGGGGCUGCCCCCCUGCCUCUACCGGACACCCGGAAUGUUCUUCUUUGAGUGAGGGACUGGCCCGCAAGGACACCCCCGGACCGA